Schistocerca gregaria is the source of this 1405-nucleotide messenger RNA. RefSeq names its product cystathionine gamma-lyase-like. The record is from RefSeq and is a predicted model, not a curated record. Gene Ontology annotation, biological process: transsulfuration. NCBI's taxonomy places the organism in Eukaryota, Metazoa, Arthropoda, Insecta, Orthoptera, Acrididae. The transcript has 3 exons. Gene Ontology annotation, cellular component: cytoplasm. Bases 42 to 1223 code for a protein of 393 amino acids. Gene Ontology annotation, molecular function: cystathionine gamma-lyase activity; pyridoxal phosphate binding.
UAUGCCAUUCAUUUUGGUGUUAACCCAUUUCAAAGCGCUAGAUGAAAUCGACGUCGUAUAAUUUUGACACUCUUGCUGUCCACAUUGAUCAAGAACAUAACGCUGAGAAGGGUGCCGUUGUGAUUCCGAUAACUUUGUCAACCACGUUUGAAAAAAAGUACCCAAACAUUCACGAGGGCUUUGAAUAUGCGAGAACCAAUAAUCCGACACGCCAGAAGCUUGAGAAAAGCGUAGCGGAUCUCGAGAAAGGAAAAUGGGGACUUGCGUUUUCGUCUGGAUCGGCUACCUUAUCUACCAUAUGUCAGCUGUUCGAAACAGGAGAUCAUAUUUUGGUAAUUGAUGAUGUAUAUGGUGGAACACACAGAUACUUUAGUCAAGUAUUAGUAAAAAGUGGCAUUCAGUUCAACUUUUCUGACAUGAUGCACGCGGAGACCUUUGAGAAGGAGAUUCGACCCAGUACCAAAAUGGUAUGGAUAGAAAUACCGACAAACCCAUUAUUAAAAAUCUGUCCGCUGACAGAAAUCAUAGAGGUAUCCAAAAAGCAUCAACUAUUGGUAGUAGUUGAUAAUACGUUUAUGUCCCCUUAUAACUUAAAUCCAUUAACUCUUGGCGCAGAUAUUGUUGUACAUUCAGCAACAAAAUAUUUAAACGGUCAUUCUGAUGUUGUUAUGGGCCUUGCUAUUGGAAACGAUUUAGGAAUUUACGAGAGGCUUAAGUUUUUGCAGAAUGCAUCUGGAAUGACUCCUUCUCCUUUUGACUGCUAUUUGCUUAUGCGUGGUAUAAAGACUCUCUCUAUUCGAAUCAAAGCCCAUAAUGAGAAUGCUAUUCGCGUUGCUGAAUUUUUGGAAAAACACCCUAAUGUCGAACGUGUCAUUUAUCCAGGUCUUCCUUCUCAUCCUCAACAUUCUCGAGCCAUUCAGCUCUUCGAAAAGGGCUAUGGAGGCAUCAUCAGCUUCUUUAUUCGCGGUGACCUUUCGAAAACUAUCGAGUUCUUCCAAAAUUUGUCUUUGAUUGUUCUUGCCUCGAGUUUGGGUGGCGUCGAAUCUCUGUGCAACCAUCCAGCAUUCCUGACCCACUCUGCCGUUCCGCAAGAUAUCAGACUGAAGAUGGGCAUCACUGAUAACUUAGUGCGCUUGUCCGUCGGCAUAGAGCAUAUAGAUGACAUCAUCAACGACCUGAAGCAAGCACUCGACCGUAUUAGCACACAAACUUCUGCGCAGUGAUAGAUGCUUGGAACGGAGCUGCUUCCUUGUCGAGAAAUGAAAGCCUUUGAAGAAACACAAGAUUAAAAAAUGAGAGCUCGUGUUCGAUCUAAUGAUAAUAACCACACAUUGAUCAGCUGAAAAAAAUAAUUGUACCUGCGACAGGUGGUAUCAUAUGCCUAGUUUUUUUCGUACCACGCAUU